AGGGUGCGCAACUAAAAGAAAGCGUGUUUGAUGUGUCGAUUUCGUCCGACCAUGUGCAAGAGUGUUGUUUCGGUUUGUUAGAAAAUGGGAAAAGAAAAGAAAAAAAGAAAGCAAGAAGAAUUGGAAGAUGGAAACGUUGAUGCACCGCAAAAGAAGAAAAAGUUAGAUGAAACAGAUGCCGAUCAAACUGUUUGUGAAAACAAAGAAUCGACUUACGAAGACAAAUUAAAGUUUGUUAGUGUAAUUGCUAAACCGAUGGCAUCGAGAAAACUUGCCAAAAAACUAUACAAAUUGGUCAGAAAAGCUACAAAGUAUAAGACAUAUUUACGAAAUGGUUUAAGGGAUGUGCAGAGUAGAAUAAGGAAAGGUGAAAGAGGGUAAGUAAUUUCUUACACUGUAAUUUAAUAAUUUGUUAAUCAACUUCCUUUUCUAUAACCUGGAAAAUUUGUUAUUUGCUUUUUCAAAUAUAAAAUUUUCUUUUAAACUUUCAUUUUUUUUUUCUUUGCCAACUCCUCAGCUAUUUGUUCAGUUAUUAUAUUUCUUUUAUAAUGAAAGACUUAGCAAUACAAUAAAACUAUAAUUUUCAUUUUAUACAGUAUAAAUUUUAAAAAAUCAAACAAUUACCUGAUUAAAUUGGAUACAUUACCACAACUAAUAAUUAUUAAUUACUACACCAGAGGUAAGCGUUAGGUGCCAUCUUUUAUUAAAUUUAAAUUAUUUAAUUUAAAUGAUUACUUAAUUAGAUUUGUAAUUGUUUGGCUUUAACAUAAUUAUCAAUCAAUCAAUCAAGUUUUUAUUCGUAUUAAGGCCGUGGCCUGUUACAAGGGAUGUAUAUUAGUAACAAUCAAAUCUUACUAUUGCUAAGAAAUACAUCUUCAUCAACCCGAGUUAAACCAAUAUCUCUAUCACAUGGACUGAUAAGUUUAAAGUACAACUUGGAAAAUACACUUUAGAGAGGAUCAAUUUGUGCUACAAAUGAAAGCAUUUUUACUUUACAUGUGUACAAUAUAAUUAAAUUUAUAUUAUUGUUUAGUUAUUAAAAUUAUUACAUCAACUUGAGUUUGCGAUCAUAUUUGUAUUGUCUAUAAAUUGUAUUGAUCUUGGCUAUAUGGAAUACUACAUACUUAGCUUUUUUUGUUAGUACAUUUAGGUAAAAGGUAUAGAUCAAGAUUCUGUGCUAGAGCUCCUUUGAGUCUUUACCGCCACAAAACAUAUGGAAUUUUGAAAUUAAUUUUAACACCAUGGGAAAUUACUCUUAGAAAAUUUG
Messenger RNA from Centruroides sculpturatus (bark scorpion), 1267 nucleotides. Its product is annotated as H/ACA ribonucleoprotein complex subunit 2-like protein. NCBI's taxonomy places the organism in Eukaryota, Metazoa, Arthropoda, Arachnida, Scorpiones, Buthidae. The record is from RefSeq and is a predicted model, not a curated record. The transcript is spliced from 2 exons. The coding region runs from base 85 to 381 and encodes 98 amino acids.